Molecule: messenger RNA, 2479 nt
Organism: Neltuma alba
Lineage: Eukaryota; Viridiplantae; Streptophyta; Magnoliopsida; Fabales; Fabaceae
Exons: 7
Coding region: 393-2240 (615 amino acids)
Cellular component (GO): membrane
Molecular function (GO): protein binding
Source: RefSeq, a predicted model, not a curated record
ACAUGACACACUAAAAAUCGGAUAAGUUAUAUUUAAAAUUUUGAUGCACACACAAACGACAUGUGCGGAUAAUUUUUUGUGCGAGAGAAAUGAUACUUGAUAACCACCAAGCGUUGGUUUAAUUAAUAAGGAUAAAAGCAAAAAUAUAUUCAUUAUUGUUCUUCAUCUUAACGUAUAUAUAGGAAUAAAGCACAAUGAUUGUGGGGCUGUACUAACAAUAAUUUAAAACUUAGUGCUGGACUAGACUAUGGUAGACUUGACUUUGAAUAGUUGGGUUGGUUUGUGUAGUUUCUCUGAUGAUAGAUUCUGAUAUGUAUUUGCUUCCCCCUUCUUUGAGUAUUAUCUUCAGAUCCAUCUCUCCUCUACUUUCAGCUGUGGAAUCUGGCAAUUAAAUGGCAAGCUUGUUCGAGGUUGAAUCCCCUCAGAAACAGACGAGUUUUUGCUUGUGCUUGCCGGCAAACCGGAUCCACAUAGACAUGGCCGGAGCAAAUGUAAGUUAUGUGACUACACCAGUACAACGACUUCAGAGGGCUGCUUCAGCUCAGUUUAGGAGGCCUAACCUUAAUCUUAUAGAUCCCACACAAGAGCGAAGAGAUAAAUACCUAAGCUUUUGUGUUCCCCUUUACCAAGCUUCAGUGAAAGGGGAUUGGAAAGCAGCAAAGCAUAUCUUAGAUCAAGACUGGGGUCUGGCUCGCGCCGCCAUAAGCAGGGGGUGGGCCACGGUGCUCCAUGUGGCUGUCGAGAAGAACCAUGUCCACUUUGUGGAUGAGCUAGUGAAGAGGAUGAGUUCAGAGGACUUGGAAUUGCAAGAUAUGAGUGACAACACUGCAUUCAGCCUCGCUGCAGCAGCUGGGAACAUACAGAUUGUUGAGAUCAUGAAGAGAAAAAACCAGAGUUUGCCGUUCAUAAGGGGUGCUCAUGGAACCACUCCUCUUCAUAUGGCAGCUUUACAAGGAAGAAGUGAAAUGGCUUGGCAUCUGUACCAUGAAACUAUUCAAGUUUUUGAAUAUCGUGAUUGGACACUACUGCUGUUCUACUGUGUCUACAGUGGAAUCUACGAUUUAGCUUUGAAGUUGCUAAAAGUGGAUCCAAAUCUAGCUUUUGAGAGGGAUAGUUCAAGUAAUGAGACAAUAUUGCAUAUAUUGGCUCGAAAGCCUUUAAGCUCUCUUUGUCAAAGUCAGCGAUAUAGAAAGCGGCUCAUGAAAUCAUGUUUGAGGCAAACUCAGCAACUUCAACUGGUAAAACAUUUGUGGAGCAUAUUCCUUACAAAAGAUGACCAAAUGAUUAUGGACAACAUAAAAGUACCUUCACAAGUAACAUUUAAUGCUGUAAAAGUUGGAAAUUUUGAGUUUCUAGCUGAACUUAUGAGUACCUAUCCUGAUUUGAUAUGGGAAGUUGAUGAAAGAAAUCGAAGCAUAAUUCAUGUUGCAGUUUUACAUCGUUAUGCUGAUAUCUUCGAUCUCAUACAUGACAUUGGCUCGGUCAAAGAUUUUAUAGUGCCUUUCGUAGAUAAUGAAUACGGAGACAACUUAUUGCAUAUGGCUGCAAGAUUGGCACCACUAGAUCGAUUAAACUUGAUUUCUGGAGCAGCUUUUCAAAUGACCUUUGAGUUACUUUGGUUUGAGGAGGUGGAGAAGAUAAUGCUACCAUCAUGUAUAGAGACGAAGAAUGCAGAAGACUUAACUCCUCGCCAACUGUUCACAAAGGAGCACAAAGACUUGCUAAAAGAAGCAGAAUCAUGGUCGAAGAAAAGAGCAGAACAAUGCAUGGUUGUUUCCACUCUUAUUACUACUGGAGUAUUUACAGCUGCAUUUAGUAUACCUGGUGGUAUCAACGACAAUUCAGGAAAUCCUAAUUACUUGCAAAAAUCAUCAUUCCUAAUAUUUGCCAUAUCUGAUGCAGCUGCAAUGAUGUCAUCCUCAACUUCCAUACUUAUUUUCUUGUCCAUCCUCAUCUCACGCUAUGCAGAAGAGGAUUUUCGCAAGUCAUUACCCUUGAAGCUCAUAUCUGGAUUGGUUGCUUUGUUCAUCUCUAUAAUAAGCAUGAUGAUAGCAUUUGGUAGUGCCUUUUUCAUCAUGUAUUGUCAUAGUUCAAAGUGGGUUCCUGACUUUAUUUCUGCACUUGCUUUUAUACCUAUACCCUUGUUUGCAUUUCUGCUAUUCCCACUGUGGUCUGAUAUACUUUAUUGGACCUACUUUUGUAGGAGUCUUUUUCAUCCUAGUAAACAUAUGCUUUACUAGGACAAUAAGUGACUGUAAAUAAGUAGUUGCCAUUUCUCAGUGAUGUACCUCUCUUCUAGUAAUUAAUUACUAUGUAUUUGUGUAGCGUGAGUCUUGAGAGUUAGUAAGGAAAUCUCCUUUUCAAUAUUGCAGUGUUAAUUCCUCUCUAAAUUCUUGUAAAUUUAUAAUUUCUACUUUAAUUUAUACUUUGUGAAUGCUUGUUGAGAACUUUAUACUAGCUAUAUAUAUUUGUCAUAUCA